This is a messenger RNA of Mycotypha africana, 855 nucleotides long. RefSeq names its product protoheme IX farnesyltransferase. Gene Ontology annotation, cellular component: mitochondrion; membrane. Gene Ontology annotation, biological process: heme biosynthetic process. The record is from RefSeq and is a predicted model, not a curated record. Gene Ontology annotation, molecular function: protoheme IX farnesyltransferase activity. The coding region runs from base 1 to 855 and encodes 284 amino acids. NCBI's taxonomy places the organism in Eukaryota, Fungi, Mucoromycota, Mucoromycetes, Mucorales, Mycotyphaceae. The transcript has 2 exons.
AUGGCAGGCUAUGCGAUGGCACCUGGCGGGGAUUAUACUGUCACGACGCUACUCGCGACGACCCUGGGUACCGGUUUAUGUAUUGGGUCAGCGAAUGCGAUCAAUCAAUGGAUCGAAACGCCAUACGACGCACAAAUGCUACGUACACGAAACCGUGUGCUUGGCCGACGGGCAUUAUCACAAACCCAUGCAUUUGGGUUUGGGGUCAGUACAGGUAUUGCUGGCGUUUCUUUACUCGCCACGUGUGUCAAUCCGAUCACAGCUGCUUUGGGAGCAAUCAACGUCUUGCUCUAUACCUGUGUGUAUACCCCGAUGAAACGGACGUCGAUUGUAAAUACAUGGGCAGGUGCUGUUGUCGGAGCUAUCCCUCCCAUGAUGGGUUGGGCGGCAGCUACUAACAGCAUUAUGGACCCAGGAUGCUGGGUUCUCGGUGGCAUCUUGUAUGCUUGGCAGUUUCCUCACUUUAAUUCGUUGGCGUGGAAUUUGAGACCUGAUUAUUCGAAGGCUGGCUAUCGAAUGAUGGCUGUGACCGAUCCAAAGCUGAAUGCCAGGGUGUCUCUAAGGUAUAGUUUGGCUAUGUUUCCGUUAUCCAUCGCGAUGCCUUAUUUAGAUUUGACCUCUUGGUGGUUUGCAUUCGAUUCCUCUGUCGUAAAUGGUGUGCUGGCUUAUGGUGCCUACAAGUUUUGGAGGAAGAGUGAUGAUAAGAGUGCAAAACAGCUAUUCUUUGGAAGUAUAGUUCAUCUGCCAGUCAUUCUUGCUCUAAUGAUGAUUCAUAAAAAAUGGACUUCUGGAAAAGAACAUGAUGAAGACGAUGAAUAUGAAGAAGUUAUUCAGUGGGUGACCGACGAUGAAUAA